Molecule: messenger RNA, 1206 nt
Organism: Prunus armeniaca (apricot)
Lineage: Eukaryota; Viridiplantae; Streptophyta; Magnoliopsida; Rosales; Rosaceae
Source: the annotation of a GenBank genome assembly
AUGGAGCAAAUGGAGGCACCAAUUUUAGAUGCCAUAUAUGGUGGAGCUGUAAAUUUUACUGACAAUGGUGCAGAAGCAGAGUCUUUCAAGCAUCGGGUUGAUGAAAUUUUCGUAAAAGUUGAUAAGCUUGAGCAAAGAGUGAAUGAGAUAGAGCAGUCGAGUAAAAAACAGCCGAAUGCAUGUAAAAGUAGCUCAACUGUGAAGGAUAAAGACAAACAUAUCCCAACUAUGAAGAAGCAGCAGCAGGAUGCAGCAUGUAGGGAAGCAGCUGCUGCAAAGAGAAUGCAAGAACUUAUGCGCCAUUUUGGCACAAUAUUGCGUCAGGCAAUAAUUUCAUUACCCAUCUUGUUAUGUUUUCCGCGCAUUACACAACACAAGUGGGCAUGGCCCUUUUUGCAACCUGUAGAUGUAGAAGGUCUUGGUUUACAUGACUAUUACAAGGUUAUUGACAAGCCAAUGGACUUCAGUACAAUUAAAAACCAAAUGGAAGCCAAGGAUGGUACUGGAUAUAAAAACGUUCGGGAGAUAUGUGCUGAUGUGAGGUUAGUCUUCAAAAACGCGAUGAAAUAUAAUGAUGAGAGAAGUGAUGUUCAUGUUAUGGCCAAAACUUUGCUGGCGAAAUUUGAGGAGAAGUGGCUGCAGCUUCUUCCUAAAGUUACUGAAGAGGAAAAAAGGCUAGAAGAGGAGGAGGCUGAAGCACAGUUAAAAAUGCAGCUUGCUGAAGAGGCUGCUCGUGCCAAAAUGGCUAGAGAUUUAAGUAACGAGCUUUAUGAGGUUGAUAUGCAUUUGGAAGAACUCCGAGAAAUGGUUGUUCAGAAGUGCAGGUUAAAAAUGUCGACUGAAGAGAAGAGAAAACUUGGGGUAGCCCUUACCAGAUUGUCGCCUGAGGAUCUCAGCAUGGCAUUAGAUAUUGUUGCACAAAAUAAUCCAGGUUUCCAGGCUACUGCUGAUGAGGUGGACCUUGACAUUGAUGCUCAGACUGAGUCUACCUUGUGGAGGUUGAAGUUUUUUGUGAAGGAUGCUAUAGAAGCUCAAGGCAAGAGUUCGGCCAGCAUGGGCGGCAACACCAAUACCAACACUAAUAACCACAACAGCGGCAACAAAACUAAUAACAAUCUCACCAAUGCUACAAAUAAGCGAAAAAGAGAGAUUUCUGAUGCUAUCGUCAAAACUGCCAAGAAAAAGAAUAAAAAACCAUCUCCCUGA